Molecule: messenger RNA, 4408 nt
Organism: Rhinolophus ferrumequinum (greater horseshoe bat)
Lineage: Eukaryota; Metazoa; Chordata; Mammalia; Chiroptera; Rhinolophidae
Gene: PPP4R3A
Product: protein phosphatase 4 regulatory subunit 3A
Exons: 15
Coding region: 822-3284 (820 amino acids)
Biological process (GO): protein dephosphorylation; DNA damage response
Cellular component (GO): protein phosphatase 4 complex; nucleoplasm
Molecular function (GO): protein phosphatase activator activity
Source: RefSeq, a predicted model, not a curated record
GCGUUCCGCCUCCUUCGCACCCGGCGCUCCCGCCACCUUGGCAACUCGGCGCCCGCCAACCGCCUCCGUCUGAGGCUUUCGAUGCAUUGAGGCUCCCGGCCUCGCUCCUGUCUCUUUAAAUGGUGGGACCAACGGGCCGCCCCUGCAGCUGCUGCCUGGGUGGCCCCGCGCGCCGCUAUUGAGGGGCGAACCAAGAUGGCGGCGGCUUUGGCUCUGUGAGGAAGACGGAAGAGGCGGCGGCAGCGGCAAAGGAAAGGGACUGCCCGCAGCCACGAGCGCUCGGCGCCUGGGGGCUCUUGGAGUCUCCCGCGCAGUGGUAGCAGCUGCGGCAGGAGCAGGCGCCCGUCGGCGUCGGACAUUUGAAGCAGGGAAGCGGAGUGGAGCCACCGGCUACGGUGGCAGGGCCAGGUAUAAGGAAGGAAAACAUGGCGGCGGCGGCCUGAGGAGGCGGCGGCGGCGCGGGAAGCGGCUUCGCGGAGAUCAUGGCGGAGGCGGGAGCAGGGCAGUGACCGGCGCCCCGAGUACCUACCGCGGCGGGACGAGAGGCUGCUAAGCGCUGCGCGCCCCACUCGGGGCGGCCGGGCUCGCCGGGCCUGGACAAUAGCGCCGAGGCACCAGAGGCGAGGAAAGGCGGGGGUCCAGAGCUCGGGCCCGGCAGCGGGCCAUGCGGGCGGCAGCGCGGCCCCGCGGCGGCCAGCGACGGCAGUGAAGCCGGGGACCCCUGCGCUUGCGGGCGUCCUCCCGCCUCGGCUCCCGCCUCCCCCGGACCCCCUUCCUGGGCGACUCCGGCGGGGCCUUUGCCCCGGCUCCUGGGCGGCACGAUGACCGACACCCGGCGGCGGGUGAAGGUUUACACGCUUAACGAGGACCGGCAGUGGGACGACCGUGGCACCGGGCAUGUGUCGUCCGGUUACGUGGAGCGGCUGAAGGGCAUGUCCCUGCUUGUCAGGGCGGAGAGCGAUGGCUCUCUACUUUUAGAGUCCAAAAUAAAUCCUAACACUGCAUACCAGAAACAACAGGAUACUUUGAUUGUGUGGUCAGAAGCCGAAAAUUAUGACUUGGCUCUUAGCUUUCAAGAAAAAGCUGGAUGUGAUGAAAUUUGGGAGAAAAUAUGUCAGGUUCAAGGAAAGGACCCUUCAGUGGACAUCACUCAGGACCUUGUAGAUGAAUCUGAAGAGGAGCGUUUUGAUGAUAUGCAAUCGCCAGGUUUAGAAUUACCAUCUUGUGAAUUAAGUCGCCUUGAGGAAAUUGCAGAACUUGUGGCAUCAUCUUUACCUUCCCCCCUGCGUCGUGAAAAACUUGCACUAGCACUGGAAAAUGAGGGUUAUAUUAAAAAGCUCUUAGAGCUUUUUCAUGUGUGUGAGGAUUUGGAAAAUAUUGAAGGACUGCACCACUUGUAUGAAAUUAUCAAAGGCAUCUUCCUCUUGAAUCGAACUGCUCUUUUUGAAGUUAUGUUCUCUGAGGAAUGUAUAAUGGAUGUCAUUGGAUGCUUAGAAUAUGAUCCUGCUUUAUCACAACCACGAAAACAUAGGGAAUUUCUAACAAAAACAGCCAAGUUUAAAGAAGUGAUUCCCAUAUCAGAUCCUGAGCUGAAACAAAAAAUUCAUCAGACGUACAGGGUCCAGUAUAUACAAGAUAUGGUUCUACCUACCCCUUCAGUCUUUGAAGAAAAUAUGUUAUCAACACUUCAUUCCUUCAUCUUUUUCAAUAAGGUAGAAAUUGUUGGUAUGUUACAGGAAGACGAAAAAUUUCUGACAGAUUUGUUUGCACAACUAACAGAUGAAGCAACAGAUGAGGAAAAAAGACAAGAAUUGGUUAACUUUUUAAAAGAAUUUUGUGCGUUUUCCCAAACGCUACAACCUCAAAACAGAGAUGCAUUUUUCAAGACUUUGUCCAACAUGGGCAUAUUACCAGCUUUAGAAGUCAUCCUUGGAAUGGAUGAUACACAGGUGCGAAGUGCUGCUACUGAUAUAUUCUCAUACUUGGUUGAAUAUAAUCCAUCCAUGGUACGAGAGUUUGUCAUGCAGGAGGCACAGCAGAAUGAUGAUGAUAUUUUGCUCAUCAACCUCAUUAUAGAACAUAUGAUUUGUGAUACAGACCCUGAACUUGGAGGAGCAGUCCAACUUAUGGGCCUGCUUCGAACUUUAGUUGACCCAGAGAACAUGUUAGCUACUGCCAAUAAAACAGAAAAGACUGAAUUUCUGGGUUUCUUCUACAAACACUGUAUGCAUGUCCUCACUGCUCCUUUACUGGCAAACACAACAGAAGACAAACCUAGCAAAGAUGACUUUCAGACUGCCCAGCUGUUGGCACUGGUACUGGAAUUGUUAACGUUCUGUGUGGAGCACCACACCUACCACAUAAAGAACUACAUCAUCAACAAGGACAUCCUCCGGCGAGUGCUGGUCCUCAUGGCCUCGAAGCACGCUUUCUUGGCGUUAUGUGCUCUUCGUUUUAAGAGAAAGAUUAUUGGAUUAAAAGAUGAGUUUUACAACCGCUACAUAAUGAAAAGUUUUUUGUUUGAACCAGUAGUCAAAGCAUUUCUCAACAAUGGAUCCCGCUACAAUCUGAUGAACUCUGCCAUAAUAGAGAUGUUUGAAUUCAUUAGAGUGGAAGAUAUAAAAUCAUUGACUGCUCAUGUAAUUGAAAAUUACUGGAAGGCACUGGAAGAUGUAGAUUAUGUACAGACAUUUAAAGGAUUAAAACUGAGAUUUGAACAACAAAGAGAAAGGCAAGAUAAUCCCAAGCUUGACAGUAUGCGUUCCAUUUUGAGGAAUCACAGAUAUCGAAGAGAUGCCAGAACACUAGAAGAUGAAGAGGAGAUGUGGUUUAACACAGAUGAAGAUGACAUGGAAGAUGGAGAAACUGUAGUGUCUCCAUCUGACAAAACUAAAAAUGACGAUGACAUUAUGGAUCCAAUAAGUAAAUUCAUGGAGAGGAAGAAAUUAAAAGAAAGUGAGGAAAAGGAAGUGCUUCUGAAAACAAAUCUCUCUGGCCGGCAGAGCCCAAGUUUCAAGCUUUCCCUCUCUAGUGGGACAAAGACUAAUCUCACCAGCCAGUCACCUGCAACAAAUCUGCCUGGUUCUCCAGGAUCACCAGGGUCACCGGGGUCCCCAGGCUCUCCUGGAUCCGUCCCUAAAAAUACAUCUCAGACGGCAGCUAUUACUACCAAGGGCGGCCUUGUGGGGCUGGUAGAUUACCCUGACGAUGACGAGGACGACGAUGAGGAUGAAGACUCGGAGGACGCCUUACCGCUGUCAAAGAAAGCCAAGUUUGAGUCCUAAUGACGGCAACUGCCUGCAGUCAGCACCUGUUGAAAAAACUGGUUCUCGACCCCCCCUACAAAAUCCACAGCGGAGCAGUGGUCUCUUGUGAAUGACUGGCAGAGCAGCCUUGCACACUUGACUGCUGCUCAUCAAGUGCCAAUUCAGUGGAGCAGGAGGAGGGGAUCACGUGGGGGAGACAAGCCUUUGGGCUCUGCAGCUUGGACCAUACAUUGCCCUUUUCUCAGGGAAGGAAAUGGAAACAUAAAGCCAACAGGGCAGGGGUUUUGUAAGUGGAACUCUGCAUUGACUGCUCAGUUGCUACAAUCAGAAUAUGCUUUCUCGGACCAUGUUUGAGACUCAGAAGAAUAGGUCUUUCGGCCAUAAUUCUUCACUAGUUAAGAAUGCCAGCAGUUUCUUUGUAUAAAGAGACCUGCCUUUAAAAUCCUACAUUCUGAACAUUUUAGUCAAGCUACAACAGGUUUGGAAAACCUAUGGGGAGGGGCGAAUACAAACUUUCCUCUUUUUUAUCUGUUCCCUUUGCCCUUCGAACUGCAGAUUUUUUUUUUAAGUGGGGAUUUGUCCCUGCUUGAUUAAAGAUUGAGUGGAAUUCUAGAUGUGGUCAUUUGUGUCAUAAUUUUUUUUGUUUCAUUUUGUUUUUGAUUUUUUUCUCCCCUGAGUGUAUGCUUAGUUGUUGAGUAUAUAUAUUUGGGACCAUUAAACCUUUUUUUGAUGUAAUAUAUCCUAACGUUGUGCUGGUACCUGUUUUACCAUGUGUAAUUUUUGUUCCACAUCACAGUUCUUAAUUUGUUUAGAGUUUUAUGAAAGAUGGUAUAGUUUUUAUUGACAAAAGCAAAGUAAUCUUACAACUAUGUGCAUACAAAAGCAAUACUAUUUUGUGACUAAAUAUUUUAUAUGAAAAUUUACAUCAGCAACUGUCUUGAGAAUUCAGGGAAGUAGAGUGGAAUUUAAAAUUUCAACAGUUUUGUUAAACCUAGAACCGUGAAAUUAGUAUUCCAAAGAGAUUCUGAAAUUUCAUAUCUUGGCAAAAUGACGGUACAUUAAAUCAAAAUCGAGGAUGGAUGAUUUAAAAAUAACAUAUCUGACUUUUGAAUAAUAAAAAGAAAAGUGAAGAGUAAGAGAAA